Notodromas monacha is the source of this 1463-nucleotide messenger RNA. The record is from the annotation of a GenBank genome assembly. NCBI's taxonomy places the organism in Eukaryota, Metazoa, Arthropoda, Ostracoda, Podocopida, Cyprididae.
UCCGCGUUUCUGUCGGCACUUGCCCGAUUAUUGAGACCGGGUGAACCCGAUGGGGCAUGUUAUAUUCAAACUGUUCAGCGAAGCCGCGUUCGGAAAGCGUCCAAGCGAAAAGAAAAUAGAGAGGGGGGGGGGGGUGGCGGAAGUUGGUCGUCCGUUCCGAAACAGAACCGAGUUGUGGAGGUGAGAAAGCCGGCCAUGCCCUCCGGCCGUUCCGUUCGCGUUCCGCCGAUUCCUGCGGUACUUUUUUUGAUGGCGACUCAUGGGGGAAGGGAAGAAGAGAAAAGGCUUCCUAUUUUGAUCGCGAUUCCACGGUUUUGCGAUUUGAACGGCUUCAAAGGAGCUGCUGGCUGCGACGAGGUGUUCGAGCAGAGGUUCAGCUUCAAGCCGGAGACUACUUUCCCGUCGCCGCCGGCGUUUAGCAAUUGUCAGAAGAGUUACCUGUCACGGGCGACGCGGAAUUCCAUGUCGUCCAAUUCCAAUUUAGGUGUAAAGAAUAGGCCACCAGCGCCGCCUCCUCCAGAAGCGGCUCCCGUGAUGCAGUUGGGGCGGAAAAUGUACGCCGGACAGGGAUCGUCGCAUUGUUGAAAGCGGGGUGAAGAUGAAGUUUUUUUUUGCGGUAUCCAUAAGGUGGGGGUACGGAGGAAUGAACGACAGCAAAACAUCGCUCUACUUCAACGACAUUCCCCCGCGCACUGCUGCAUUUUCGACUCACUUGGACCCGAUUGUGUGUCGGAUGAAGCCAGUAUUUUCUUUCCAUUCACCUAUUUUUUUUUUUUUUUUGCGACCGGAGUAACACAACUUUACGAUAGAUGGGACUUGUGCUCCGUGAAGCUUUGCACUGUUUCGGCACGGAAAUGCCCAUGAUUUACUCCGCAUCAGGCGAGUGACGGUUCAUUUGUGAAGUCCCGAGUUGCCAUUUUGAGGAUAUUUAUUUAGUGACUUCAUCCUCGAUGUUCAACAGUCCGACGUGGAUCGAAUUCAAUUUUUCGUAGUUCUAUCACUUUUUUUUUAGGGGAAUCCUUUUUUAUGCCAAGAAAAAUAAUUACGGACAUCCUGGAAUAGAUUUUAAUUCUCCCUGGGAACAAAUGGUCGGCGAAGCUUCAGAGGUUCACCUUUUACUAGAAUAUCGAAUAUGAUCCUUGUUCUCCUUGGGUGAGUUGAUUCGUUUUUCGUUGUUCGAUAACCAUUUUGAUUUUUAUCGUUGUGGGAAUGAUCCUUUUUUAUUUAUUAAUCACUUAAGCGGUAUCCUGUGCUCCGCGUUACAUUUCGAUGUGAUAUUGAUAUAAUAACGAAAAUUAAGUGAGCGGAAGCGGUUAUAUUUUUUUCGGGUCUGCUUUUUUGUUGCCCUUCCAGCAUCGAUUGAUUGAUUUCAUGGUGGGGCCCAAAAUUUUUUUGUUUCAAGAUUUUGCGAGGGAAAAAAAAAAGAAAAAGGUGCUCGGAUCGUCGGGGCUGCAUUUAAAAGC